GCCGCCACCCCCACGCCUGGGUGACAGCCACCACAGAGCCGGGACUGUCCCUGUGGAGCCUCAGCAAGCGGUUGGGAAGCCCAGCAACACGAUGCCACCAGGCUGGAUCCUGCCACCGCUGCUGCUGGCACUGCUGGCCGUGGGCCAUGCCAGGCCGUGCUCCCCCCAGCCCAGUGCCAGCCGUUUCGUCUGCACGGAGCCCACCCUCAGCGCCUUCCCCAGGGGGCUGCCCAGCACCACCGUGGCCAUCUCGGUGGAGUUCACGGCGCUGGCCACCCUCCUGCCCGACGCCCUGGCAGGGCUGCCCCGGCUGCAGGAGCUCCACCUCUCCUCCAACCUCCUCACCACCCUCCCCGAACCUCUCCUCCGCCCCGUGCCCACCCUUCGCAUCCUCGACUUGACCGACAACCUCCUGGCCGACCUCCCUGCUGGCAUCUUCACCGGUGCCCACCACCUCCAGCACUUGGCACUGAGGGGGAACCAGCUGCAGGUGUUGAAACCCACCUGGUUCCAGCACCUUCCGCAGCUGCAGUGGCUGGACCUGGCUGCCAACGCCUUGGCAGAGGUCCCACCGGAGGUUUUCCGCCCCCUGCGUUCCCUGCGGAACCUGGACCUGUCCCACAACCGACUGGCAACCCUGGCACCAGGUGCCCUGGCUGGGCUGCGAGCCUUGGAGCAGCUCGACCUGGAGGGCAACCAGCUGGGCACACUGCUGCCCUCCACCUUCGUGCCCGUGCCCGGCCUGCACCUCCUCUUCCUCCAGGGUAACGAGCUGCAGGCACUGCCCGCUGGCGUCUUUGUCCCCCUGCAUCACCUCCGCGUCCUCGACCUGGCACGGAACCGGCUGCAGGCACUGGAGCUGCCCCCCCGGUCCCCCGGCCCCCCUUUGGACCUCGACAUCUCGGGCAACCCCUGGGACUGCGGGUGCCAGCUGCUGGAGGUGCUGCAGAGGGCGGCCCCACGGCUUGUCACUGCCCGUGACACCCUCUGUGCCAGCCCCCCCCGGCACCGGGGACGGGAGGUGGCUGAGGUGAGCCAGGCUGGGGACAGGGGCUGUGGGACCAAGGGGGGCAGCCAGAACCCUCCAGAACCCUAGGCAAGUGGCUCGGUGUCACCCUGGGGGCUUGGGCAUGUCACCUCCCUCCCUGCCACUCUGUCCCCAGCUGAGGCUGAGCUCUCCUGGGGAAACUGAGGCAGGGAGAGAGGGGUGCAGCUGUCCCCAUCCCAGGGACCCCUGUCCCCAUCCUGUGAUGCUCAUCCCACUGGCACCCAGCCCCUUCCCACCGGGCUUAGGGUGUCCCACAGGCCUGUCCCCAUCCUGCCUGGCACAUGUCCCCGUCCCCACCCUACAAGAGGACAUUAAACAA
Dryobates pubescens (Downy woodpecker) is the source of this 1367-nucleotide messenger RNA. RefSeq names its product leucine rich alpha-2-glycoprotein 1 (gene LRG1). Gene Ontology annotation, molecular function: protein binding. The record is from RefSeq and is a predicted model, not a curated record. The transcript is spliced from 2 exons. Lineage: Eukaryota; Metazoa; Chordata; Aves; Piciformes; Picidae. The coding region runs from base 92 to 1096 and encodes 334 amino acids.